Molecule: messenger RNA, 1251 nt
Organism: Arachis duranensis
Lineage: Eukaryota; Viridiplantae; Streptophyta; Magnoliopsida; Fabales; Fabaceae
Product: protein FANTASTIC FOUR 1-like
Exons: 2
Coding region: 165-1082 (305 amino acids)
Source: RefSeq, a predicted model, not a curated record
GAGGGUGUUGAUAUUAAGACCCUCACCCUAGCCAUCUCUCUUCUUUUGUCUUCUCUUGGACACAGCACACAUCACUACUCUCUUCUAUUAAUCCUUUUUUCCUCUAUUCUUUUUUAAAAUAAGAUUGAUUUGAGAAACAUACAUUAUUGAUCCCGGAACAAUUCAUGACGAUAUUUUUUUUGUACCUUCCUAUUCUUCUUUCGCUUUCUCUUCCUCUUUCUUUUCUUCUUCAUAUAUUCAAGAAGCAUUUCUAUUCUCUCUUCUUCCAUGUUUUCAGCGCCUUCAAGAACAGUUUCAAGACUUCUAACCGAUCCUCUUCGCAAAUCUUGGCGCGGGCGAUCACCGAUCUUUCUCCUCCUCCUCCUCCGCCAUCGAAAACCGUGGUUGUUGACGAAGAGACCGAUGGCAAUUGCAAGCGGACGUUCUGCACCGAGAGUCUAGGGUUUGAGAGCAUCGAGGAAACGCUAGUGGACGGUGAAGACAAAGAUCAAAAGAUAACGGAGAAGAUCGAAGAUCUUGAUGUUGAGGAUAAUAGGAAUGAUAAUAGAAGAGAGUUAUUGAGGAAUUCGAAGGCGGCAGCGGCUGCUCUGUCAUUUCCUCCGCCGCUUUCUUCGUUGAACCAGAAGGGACAAGCGAGUUUCGCUCUUAUUCCGGUGAGGGAGAAUGGAAGGUUGCAACUCAACAAAGUGAGAAUCAAAAGACCUGAGAUUCUCUACGCUUCGAGAGAACACGGAAGGUUGAAGAUGUUUCUUGUUCCAGAUCAAUGCGACGAUGAUCUCGAAGACGAAGAAGAAGAAGAAGAACCACAACAAGAAUUCAAAGUAGAAGAAGAAGAAGAAGAUGAAUCGACAACGUUAGUAUCAGAAGAAGAAGAAGAAGAAGAAGAAGAAGAAGAAGAAGAAGAAGAAGAAGAAGAAGAAGGAGAAGAUAGGGUUAUUGUUGGGGAUUGGAAGUUCAACAAUAACAAAAUUGAAGGGUUUAUGAGGUGUCAUCACCAAUUGGUGAAUCAAAGCCAAAAUAAUAAUCAUCAUAAUCAUCAUCAUCACAAUCUCAACAUUUAUGGAGUGAUCAGCAUUGCAUGAACGUGAUGGUGUGUUUUAUGUGAUUCUGAACUAUUAUUCUGCUGCGGAAAGUGUUGCUUUUGUCACAACAGAGACAAGACAGAGGCUCCGAUCCAAUAAUCCGUUUUUGUUGCACCCCACAUCCAAAACUCUCCACCUUUAGCGUCGCGCAACCUCUUCUUCGUGCAGU